Molecule: messenger RNA, 1765 nt
Organism: Leopardus geoffroyi (Geoffroy's cat)
Lineage: Eukaryota; Metazoa; Chordata; Mammalia; Carnivora; Felidae
Gene: OTOL1
Product: otolin 1
Exons: 4
Coding region: 5-1429 (474 amino acids)
Molecular function (GO): protein binding
Source: RefSeq, a predicted model, not a curated record
AACUAUGUGGAUGUUUUCUUGGCCAUGUGCCAUUUUAAUUAUUUUGGCUUUUGCUGGUAUGGACACAGUAGCAAAGACCACACCGCACCCCAAAUUUAUGAAGAAAUCUGAGGGAAAAGAGAUGCCGAAGGGUCUAAAGCCGUCCAGUGGCCCACCUCCAGAAGAAGAGGAAAUUCCUUUCACAGAAGUGGCUGAAAUGGUGGAACCGACCCCCAACCCCCCAGCCCUAGAUUCUGCCUUCGGUACUGCCACUCUCUUCCCCUUUGAAAACUUCACUCUUGACACGGCUGAUUUUUUUCUGAAUUGCUGUGAUUGUUGUUCAUCUGUCCCAGGGCAAAAAGGAGAACCUGGAGAGACUGGAAAGCCAGGUCUUAAGGGAGAGGCUGGUGGAAUGGGGAUCCCAGGGCCACCAGGAAUUGUUGGACCCCCAGGUCCAAAAGGCCAGAAAGGAGAGAAGGGAUUUAAGGGGGAACGUGGGGACCAAGGAACAAGUGGAGCCCCAGGAUACCCGGGAAAACCCGGAGAACCAGGUGGCCUUGGUCCUAAGGGGGAGAGAGGAAACAUCGGACUGACAGGAGUGAAGGGGCAAAAAGGCUCCAAAGGGGACACGUGUGCAAAUGGUACCCAAGGAGAUAAAGGAGACCAGGGGGCUGCGGGCUCACCUGGCUUGAAUGGAGAGCCUGGGGCCAAGGGAGAGAAAGGGGAGAUGGGGGAAAAGGGCUGCUGUGGGGAGUCUGGGCAGAGGGGAGGGAAGGGAGAAAAAGGUGAGGAGGGUCUGAAAGGGGAAAAAGGUAGCAAAGGAGAUAUUGGAACAGAAGGCAAAAGCGGCCCGGAUGGCCUGCCUGGGGCCCCAGGGGAUCCAGGAGUUAAAGGAGAAAAGGGAGAGUUAGGCCCUCCUGGUCUUGCGGGGCCUGUGGGGCCAAAAGGUGAGGUUGGGAGCAAAGGGGUCCGGGGAUCUAUUGGCAAGAAGGGCUCUCGGGGCUUCAAAGGCUCCAAGGGGGAGGUGGCCAGAGUGCUGCGGUCAGCCUUCAGCGCCACUUUAUCGAAGCCUUUCCCUCCUCCCAACAUCCCAAUCAAAUUUGACAAGGUUCUCUAUAAUGACCAAGGGAAUUACAGCCCUGUCACUGGCAAAUUUAACUGUAGUGUUCCUGGCGCAUAUGUAUUUUCCUACCAUGUCACUGUGAGGGGCAGACCCGCUCGCAUCAGCCUGGUGGCCCGGAAUAAGAAGCAGUUCAAGUCCAGAGAAACGCUCUAUGGCCAUGAAAUAGACCAGGCCUCUCUUCUUAUCAUCCUGAAAUUAAGUGCAGGGGACCAAGUCUGGUUGGAAGUUUCGAAAGAUUGGAAUGGGGUCUAUGUCAGCCCUGAGGAUGAUAGCAUUUUUACUGGGUUCCUUUUGUACCCAGAGGAAAAUUCUGGAAUUUCACCAUAAACCGUGUCUUGAACACUGUAGUUUGGGUUCAGUGGAAUAAGUCAGGCAACACAGGUAGUGUUACUAAAAAGAACAACUUUCAUUAUGUUUUUCAUGAGUAUAAAAAUAAUACAGAAAAAAUAAGAAAAAUAUUGUAUAACCUAAAGUCAAUUACUCUGCCUAUUUUAAGACAUCACUUUAAAAAAUAUAUUUAUAUGUAUUGGAAACAUGUGUCUAUUAAUUUUGUAGUUAGCUUUUUUCAUUUAGCAUUAUAAUGCCAUUUCCCAUGCCAUUUAAAUAAUAUCUGCAUAUAAAAUAUGAUUGACAUCUGUAAUUAAUAAAUAUAUUCUUACCAAA